Messenger RNA from Lathyrus oleraceus (garden pea), 2056 nucleotides. RefSeq lists its product as uncharacterized. Bases 869 to 1759 code for a protein of 296 amino acids. The record is from RefSeq and is a predicted model, not a curated record. Lineage: Eukaryota; Viridiplantae; Streptophyta; Magnoliopsida; Fabales; Fabaceae. The transcript has a single exon.
GUUUAACAGAACUCGUGAAUUCGAACUCAGUCUUAUACUCGUAGCAUCGGUUAAAUUUAUAUAGAAUUUUGUUUUUAUGAUUGAUGUAAUGACAUAUAUUGACAUGUCAUUUUCCGUUUCUUUCAGAUCCCAUGUGAGUCUCUCUUGAAGGACGAGACCCUCCAACCAUAAGCCAGACAAGUUGAUUGUUCACACACUCUCUCUCUCACUUCAAUUCUAUAGUUAUAUUCUUGCUCAUGGUUUUUUAGCACCACCACAAAGUGGUUUUCAUUGAGAGAAUUUUUCUCUUUUCAAUGGUGUUUUAGAAAAUGUUGCUAUUAUCUUUGAAGGCAAUGAAGAGACAAAUCCAUAAGGAGGUGCCUAAUCUCUUGUGGGGUUAAAGGCUAAAGCUAAAAAGUUUCAAGCUUAUGAUUUGCAAGGGUUGCUUUCAAGAGAGAAAAAAGGAGCUUUUUUUGGAUGGUCCCUGGUGUUUUUGAGAAGCUUUUACAAUUUGCUCACAAGGUGUUUGUUAUUAUGUCUAAGAGGUAUUGGUUUACAUUGAAAUUGAAUUUUAGUCAAAGGAAUAUCCAGAUUUGCAUGUUUGAGUUCAAAAUCUUUGCAUAAGGGUUUGGAUUAAGUCAAUUACCCAAGUAAGCAUUUUUUUCAUUUUCCAAUUUUCUUGUAUUCCAUUGCUCUAUUUGACAUGACUAGAUUAGAUGUUAAUCAUUUUGGCCAAUGAACAUCAUUGGAGGUCAAGAAAGUUGUGUUUUAACUCUUUGAUUUUUACCGAAAGGGCGACUGACCAACCUGGUAAUCCGGAGUUCGGCUGAGAAGUAUGUACCGUCGUUAGAUUCAAAUUUUGAUUUUUAAGUUUGAUUUGAGAACAAAGAUGAAAUCUUUGAGUAGUGUAGGACUUGGUCUUAGUAUUGUUUUUGGUUGUCUUUUAUUGGCUUUAGUAGCUGAAGUUUACUACUUGUUAUGGUGGAAGAAAAAGAUAAUCCAUAGAGAGAUUGAAAAUGAUUAUGGAAAUGGAAACCCUUUGAAAGAGCUUUUCUAUAUGUUUUGUUGGAAAAGGCCAUCAUCAUCAAGUUCUAUGAGACACACAGGUUUUACUCCACCGGAGCUUUGUUCUUCAAUGAGAACGAAUGACAAUUUUGUCCAUGACCCUCAAGUACAAACUAGCAAAGAGUUUCUAUUCAAGCCCUACGGCGAAGAUUCCGUCGAAGCUGAAUACAUGAUGCAACAUCAUCUUCACGACGACGGCGUUUUAGGUCAUCCGAGAAUUUUAUUCACAAUAGUCGAAGAAUCAAAAGAAGAUUUGGAAUCAGAAGAUAGUAAAUCUAGAUGUGAAAACAAAAGUGGAAAGGAUUCAAGAAGCUUAGGCGAUUUGUUAGAUGUUGAAACACCAUAUUUGACUCCUAUUUCAUCUCCACAUUUUUUCACUCCUACUUUCACUCCUAACGUCAAUGUUAGUCCCUAUAAUCAACACGGAUUCAACCCUCUUUUCGAAUCAACAACCGAUGCAGAGUUCAAUAGAUUAAAGUCGUCACCUCCUCCGAAAUUCAAGUUCUUACAAGAAGCCGAAGAGAAGCUUCGAAGAAAAAUGCAAGAUAACAACAACAACAACAACAACAAGGGUUUUAACGGAAACGAAGUUGAUGAUUCUCUCAUUACAAUCGUUGUUGACAAGAGUUACGAAAGAGAGGUUAAUCAUAAUCAUCAAUCUCAUCUACAACAGUACCAUUCAAGCACAUCACAGGUACUUCCCCUAGCCUCUUGACACAUUCAUCUCUCAACCGAAUUUGAAUCUCCUACCACUGUUGCACGGUGCUGUAGUCGUAGAGAGGAUUAGAUUUAGAGAGGGAAAAUUUCAGCUAACACCGGAGUUCUGUCGAUUAAUUAAGAGUCUGUUUAAUUGUUUUUCUUCCUUAGUUAAUCUUCCUAAUUACAUUGUGAACAAUUCCACUUUUUUUUUAAGUUUGGAAUUUGUUUUUUAAUGCAGCUAUAGUUAAAUCUGCCAAAUGAUGUACUCAAAUGUUUCAAAAAAAAUGGAACAAUGAAUGUUUAUUAAAACUUC